Rodentolepis nana is the source of this 204-nucleotide messenger RNA. The record is from the annotation of a GenBank genome assembly. NCBI's taxonomy places the organism in Eukaryota, Metazoa, Platyhelminthes, Cestoda, Cyclophyllidea, Hymenolepididae.
AUGUACAGAGUAAAUUCAGGAGCUGGAAGCAGACCUGUUUUUCAACAGGGUGUUCGACUUUACGCCCAUGGUUCAAUGCCUCUUGGCUCCACGUCGAAUUCCGAUUCAAAUUCUACUCAAAUUCGUGAAAAUCCCUCCAGUUCUUCCCAUCAGCCAUUAACUCAUCUAAGUGGUAUAGUGAACGUAUCAAAGGCUUCUUCUUAA